Molecule: messenger RNA, 1293 nt
Organism: Schizophyllum commune H4-8
Lineage: Eukaryota; Fungi; Basidiomycota; Agaricomycetes; Agaricales; Schizophyllaceae
Exons: 5
Coding region: 1-1293 (430 amino acids)
Cellular component (GO): Golgi apparatus
Source: RefSeq, a predicted model, not a curated record
AUGUCCUUCACGGCGCUCAUGCAGGAGUCCAUUCCGCAUAUCAUCACUUCCCUGCUUACUCACGUUCUCGCGACGGGCUGGGCUGGCUUCCAAAUCUACCACACGAACGACUUCAGGAUGACCUUCAACCGGGUGAUCACCAAUGGCGCUUGCAACGGCGCACCGCUGCUGUUGCACUACUGGCAGGAUCGCGCCAAGAUGGAGUUCCCUAGCUUGGCGCUGAACGGCGUUGCCCUCAUCAUUUCGGGUAUUCUGACCUGGAAGUUGAUAAAGCUCUAUGGCUGGCAGACAUUCAAGCGCGUCGGCGCGUCGAUGCAAAUCAACCGCAUUUACCGUUGCGUGCUAGUUCUGUGCAUUACCAUCCAGCUCGCCCUGUUCUUCAUGGCGGCUGCUGUUGGUUUGUGGAUCGACCAGCUCUUCAAUGGCGUCGCUGGUCAAGUCGCCUGGCACAACACGGCAUGGAAAGCUGCAUUUAUUGCUGUUCUCGUGCUUCUCUUGCCAUGGUUGGCCACUGGCUGGGUUUCUGCUCGUCGUGAGCUGCGCUGGCCCAUGGUCGCGUUCGUGGUCGUUGCCGCGCUGUACCUUACCGGGUUCGGCGUCAUGUUCGUCUCGCGGUCCUUCCGUUGGACCUUCCAGGAUUGGACGCUCUUUGCCGUCAUUGCUGCCAUCUCGGUCGCGUUGGCGCUGAUGGCGUUCAUCCUCGGGAUAGUCUGUCGCUGCAACUUUGGCAAGGGGUUGCUUCGCUACCUCCAAGCCGAGCAGCCGCUGCCUGGCGAGAGCUACGGCGAGCGCAACGACGUCGAGAAGGUCUCCUUCCCGUCCAACGCCCAGCCGGUCCCGACCUACUCCGCCACAUUCGGCAAGAACGAGCAGGUGCCUGUGCCCACGCAGAUGUUCCCCGCUGCAGGCAGGCGCAUGGGCCCGCGCUUCUUCAGCCAGUCCGAGCCGUUCGACAGCGCAUCCUCACAGUGGAACGGCAGCUCCGAGGGCACUGUCUACUCCGGCGCCGGAAGCAUCUACAAAGGCCUCAGCCCGAACAUGGGUGUCUACCCGGAGAGCGGCGGCAUGUACCGGGGAAGCGUGAGCACGUACCAGAGCAGCGGCGGGCACGCGAGCCCACCGAUGUACGGGAGCAGCGCAAGCUCAGCGUACGGUGCCAGCAGCAAUGCGAGCACGUCGCCGAUGUUUCCGCCAUUGGCGCGUAUCGAUUCCCGGGGUUCGCACAGGAGUUACAAGAGCACGAGCAGCACGAAGAGCUCGAACUCGAGGAAGGAGAGAUGGGUUAUUGACUGA